CCUAGCCACUCGUACAGUAAAGGAGUAACUGCAAGCAUGAUAUCUUUGAAAGUUGUGGUCGCGUGCUCCCUUCUCGCCUGCGUUCUCGCUGGUGGGCUUGGCGGUGGCUAUGGCGGCGGAGGCGGCGGAGGCUAUGGUGGAGGAUUUGGUGGUGGUCUAGGUCACGGCGGCUUCGGUGGCGGUCUGGGUCACGGCGGUUUUGGCGGUGGCCUCGGUGGCGUUCAAGCCUAUUCUGCAGGACCUGCAUUCCUUGUGAAGUCGCUUCACGGUGAUGGCGGCGGCUACGGCCAUGGUGGUGCUGGAUUAGGCGGCCUAAAGGGUGGCUUUGGAGGCGGCCUCGGAGGCGGCCUUGGAGGUGGCUACGGAGGUGGCUACGGUGGUGGCUACGGAGGCGGCUACGGAGGCGGCUACGGAGGCGGCAUUGGAGGUGGUCACGGAGGUGGUCUGGGAAAGGUCGUUGUUGUCAAGAGCAGUGGCGGGCACGGAGGAUUUGGUGGACUCGGUGGUGGCUACGGAGGUGGCUACGGAGGUGGAUUUGGCGGCGGCUACGGCGGCGGCCACGGCGGCGGCCACGGCGGUCUCGCUCUUGGAGGUUUCAAGGGAGGACUCGGAGGCGGUCUUGGAGGUGGCCUUGGUGGCGGUCACGGUGGAUUCGGAGGUGGCUUUGGAGGUGGUCACGGAGGUGGUCUCGGGAAGGUGGUUGUUGUCAAGAGCAGUGGCGGGCACGGAGGAUUUGGUGGACUCGGUGGUGGCUACGGAGGUGGACUUGGCGGCGGCUACGGCGGCAGCCACGGUGGUGGAUGGGUGUAGUGUCAGAUAGCUACGAAAUAGUCAUCUAUCACAUGGCACCGAAGACCAUGGCAACAGAUCGUGCCUCGAGCUGCCAGUGCCAACCUUGCUGCAAGGAGCCUUUGAAAAGCAGCCGUCUUCCUGUGAUAACACAACUCAUUGUUGCACUUGUACAUAGCUGAUUAUUUUUUUCCCUGAACGCACGUAAUAAAGCGGCU
Molecule: messenger RNA, 1007 nt
Organism: Ornithodoros turicata
Lineage: Eukaryota; Metazoa; Arthropoda; Arachnida; Ixodida; Argasidae
Exons: 4
Coding region: 37-810 (257 amino acids)
Source: RefSeq, a predicted model, not a curated record